GACUCGCUGAUUGGCUGCCCUAUAGAGCAUAUGAUCCUAAAACAGCCUCUGUUCAGUCUUCAUCCCCAAUAUAAACGCACGGAACAUCAUCACAGGAUCAAGUUUAAAAAUGUCGUUACGAGGCGUUCUGAAGAUUAUUCACCGAUCUAAAUUUGGGUCAUUGUACUCACUUUCCCCAGCAAGCAGAGUUUGUCUGGAAACAGCAGCUGCUCACACCAGACACAGCAGCAGCAGCAGCAGCAGGUCAGAGGGCAUCAGCCGGUAUCCAGUGCCAAACAAGAAGGACCUGCCGUUUGAUAUUGUGGAGCUGAUGGAGGAGGUCGAACAGAAGGGAGGGUUUUUGCCCAAUGUCUUCAAGGUUCUCGCCCAUCGUCCUGCUGAAUUUCGGGCUUUCUUCUCUUAUUAUAAUGCCCUCAUGAACAAGGAAAGUGGUGGUCUGACAAAAGCGGAUCGGGAACUGAUUGUUGUUGCGACCAGUGCUCACAAUCACUGCUUGUAUUGCGUGGUAUCCCACAGUGCAUUGCACCGCAUCUAUUCCAAAAAACCCAUGCUGGCUGAUCAGGUUGCAGUAAAUUACAGGGUUGCGGAGCUGAGCGCUCGUGAGAAAGCCAUGCUGGACUUUGCUCUGACAGUCUGCAGGAGUAAAACGGUAACUGAAGAACAUCUCAGCACCCUAGAGGCUCAUGGUUUUGACCGAGAGGAUAUUUGGGACAUUGCUGCCAUUGCUGCCUUCUUUGCCCUGUCCAACCGGAUGGCCCAUCUGACUGACAUGAGACCUAAUGAAGAGUUUUACAACUUGGGAAGAGUGCCGAGAGACAAAGCAAAAGCCUGUGAUGGGCAGGUCAAGGGCGAAUAGACUCGGAUCAGACUUGGGAUUAAAGUAAUUUUUUUAUAACACCAAAUCCUUCAAAACUGUCAAAUAAUCAUUAAGCUGAUUGUAAAAAAAAAAAAAAAAAACUAACUGGUUGCACAUUUAGCUUUUAUGCUUCAUUGAUUACGCUGUUUUUAUGUUAGUCUUUACAAUGAGAAAUUCCUCCUUGUGGCGUUUUCAUUCACUUAAAUUAGUUAGUCUUUGGUUAUUUAUUAAAAGGAGAAAGAAGGUCUGAAUACCAGUUGCACAAAUGCAUUCACAAAUCACUAUAACAUUAUAUUUGUGA
Sinocyclocheilus rhinocerous is the source of this 1157-nucleotide messenger RNA. RefSeq lists its product as uncharacterized. NCBI's taxonomy places the organism in Eukaryota, Metazoa, Chordata, Actinopteri, Cypriniformes, Cyprinidae. The transcript has 5 exons. Gene Ontology annotation, molecular function: peroxiredoxin activity. The record is from RefSeq and is a predicted model, not a curated record. The coding region runs from base 110 to 856 and encodes 248 amino acids.